AUGGAUGAAAAAAGCAUCCCAGAGGGUAACCCGCCCCCGGUAUUCCGCAUCGACCUGUCACUGCCCCCCUCCGAGCGCUAUGUUGAACUAGCCAGCCUGUAUCGAGAUCGAAUGCGGGCUCUAAGGGGCAUGUUCGACGAGCUGAUCCAGUCCAUUUCGCCCAAGAUCCCCUUAAAGCUAGUUCAUUGCCUUGCCCGGUCAUUCUUGCGCAAACUGUACACCGACGAAGAAACAGAGGAGCUUCGCGGCAUUAGCCGCGUCACGGAUAUUGAUAUGUACCUCUUAAUCUCCCUCAAUACGGUGCUCGAUCUAUUGAUGGGCUGUACGAGCGGUGGUGUACGCACCAAGUGCGGAUCCAGUACAAAAAUGCUUCACUUCCGGACUUUGGACUGGGGUAUGGAUCCGUUGCGUGAUUUGAUCGUUCAACUAGAGUUUAGGCGAGGAGAUGACCCCACGCUGCUUGCUACGACGGUCACGUAUGUUGGGUAUGUGGGUGUCCUGACGGGUGUGAGGAAGGGUCUCAGCGCCUCGCUCAAUUUCAGGCCUGUUCACGACACUUCGAAGAAUUUGGCUUUCUAUUCCAACCAUGUUCUCGUGCUUCUUGGGAUUCGGCAAUCUAUCUCGUCACUGCUGCGACAGUGCAUCUUUUCUUCUCCGUCUGCCCGGCCUGGGGGCUCAAAUCUAUCGACUCUGGAAAGCAUUGUUGAAAAUGUUCCCAGCAUGCCCACGACAGCUGCCUACUUCAUCUUCAGCGACGGGGCAACCACGGUGACCAUGGAGAAAGACCACCGCACAGCAAUCGUGCGCUCUUCACCUUCAUUCAUCGUCACAACCAAUCACGACCAACAGUCUGACACUUCUCUGAAAGCUAUCGCCGAAGAUAAAAGACACCACCAUGCGGGUCUCACACUGGUCUCAGAUGGCAUCGAGACCAUGGCAGACCUAAUCGAAGACAGUAAUGAGAGACGUGACUGCAUAAAGUCCAGAUGGGACAAGAAAUUGCAGCUGCACAUGCAAGCCCGGGAAAGGGUCGAGAGUGUCGAGAAUGUCGAGAGGCAGGAGGCCGAGCAGAACCUGUCGGAUCAGCCACAGGGAACGCGGUCAUCACCGCGCCUGAGGCGGAAAAGGGAAAAGGAAGCGGAAAUGGAGCGAAGACAGGCUUCUAUGUCUCGUUGUGAUGACUCUGAUCUGGCUAUCAGUGAGAAAGAAGUGAUAUCUUGGCUCACCACUUACCCGGUUCUGAAUGAAGAAACGCACUACGCUACUAUCAUGGACCCGUCUGAGGGGAAAGUGGUAUGGGUUAAAUGGUAUGACCCAAGUGAAUGGGGGGAGUGA
Molecule: messenger RNA, 1335 nt
Organism: Penicillium cinerascens
Lineage: Eukaryota; Fungi; Ascomycota; Eurotiomycetes; Eurotiales; Aspergillaceae
Exons: 1
Coding region: 1-1335 (444 amino acids)
Molecular function (GO): hydrolase activity, acting on carbon-nitrogen (but not peptide) bonds
Source: RefSeq, a predicted model, not a curated record